Molecule: messenger RNA, 1219 nt
Organism: Sturnus vulgaris (Common starling)
Lineage: Eukaryota; Metazoa; Chordata; Aves; Passeriformes; Sturnidae
Gene: GPALPP1
Product: GPALPP motifs containing 1
Source: RefSeq, a predicted model, not a curated record
GAGCGGGACGGGGAGAGCGGCCGGGCUGCCCCCGGAGCCCGCCUCGCCAUGGCCCGCCAGCUCAUCGGCCCCGCGCUGCCGCCCGGCUUCCCGCGCCGCGCCGAGGCCGAGCCGGGCGAGGACUUCAGCCAGGUUGCAGGACCAGCACUGCCUCCAGACUAUAAAAGCAGUUGUAGCUCAGAAACUCCAGAGAGUGAUGACGACUCAGAAUCUCUUCCUCUACCCAGAGACACAAACAGAGAUUCUGAAGAGGAGACAGAAGGAGAUCCAGCAGCCAAAAAGCCAAAAAGAAUUCAUGAAGACGAUGAUGAUGAUGAUGGCUUUUUUGGGCCAGCUCUUCCUCCUGGAUUUAAAAAACAGGAUGAUUCUCCAGAGAGGCCCAUUAUAGGUCCUGCAUUACCACCUGGCUUUAAGAAACCUUCAGAGGACACCAGGAGUAGCAGAUGUUUCACAGGACCGUCUGUUUCAUCAGAAUCCCGUCCCCAGCUGACAGAUAGUAGCGAGGAUGAAGACAAUUUUAUAGGCCCAAUGCCUGCAAAAGGACCAGUGGAGUCUGAUGUGGCUGAAGAGUUUGAACGCAGAGCUCAGAGAAUGAAGGAAAAGCUUACUUCAGCAGACAGAGAUGAACCCAAACAAGUUACCAGGGAAUCGUGGAUGACAGAGCUUCCACCUGAGUUGAAAAGCUUUGGAUUUGGCCCAAGAACAUUCAAGAGACGAGCUGAUGACAAAUCAGGUGAUAGAUCUAUUUGGACAGAUACUCCAGCUGACAGAGAGAGAAAAGCCAAGGAAAGAGAAGAGGCAAAAAAGUCAAGCAGUAAGGAUAAUGAAGAAAUGGUAUUAUCUGGGAGGGACAAGAGGCUUAUUGAGCAGGUGACUUCGUACAACGAGUCAAAGAGGUCAGAGUCUCUCAUGGACAUCCACCAGAAGAAGCUGAAGAGCAAAGCAUCUGAAGAAAAGAGCAAACCUCAGGAAAGAAGGCCAUUUGACCGAGAGCAGGAUCUCAAAGUCAAUCGCUUUGAUGAAGCACAGAAGAAAGCUCUCAUAAGAAAAUCCAGAGAUCUGAAUAGCAAAUUUGAGCACAGUAAAGGCAACAUGUUUUUAUAAGAUGAAAGCAUUAAGCUUUUUUGAAGUGAAGUCAAUUAAAAUUUGAAUACUUAAUUUUUGUAAGUAUUUUUCUGUAAAUAUUUGUAUGCAAAAUAAAUAUCCUGAUGUUUAAUUA